AUGGCCCAUUCGCCGUCAUCGUCGUCGGUCGACGACCCCGCCGACAACACGGCCGACGAGGAGGAUUCCGAGGACUAUUGCAAGGGCGGCUACCACCCCGUCCAAAUUGGCGAAAAGUUCAAGGAUGGCAAGUACACGGUCGUGCGCAAGCUCGGAUGGGGUCACUUUUCCACCGUCUGGCUCUCCCGCGACAACAACAACGGCAAGCACGUCGCCCUCAAGGUCGUCCGCUCCGCCGCCCACUACACCGAGACCGCCAUCGAUGAGAUUAAGCUCCUCAACAAGAUCGUCCAGGCCAAACCCGACCAUCCCGGCCGCAAGCACGUCGUCAGCCUCCUCGACUCUUUCGAGCACAAGGGCCCCAACGGCACCCACGUCUGCAUGGUCUUUGAGGUUCUCGGCGAGAACCUCCUAGGCCUUAUUAAGCGCUGGAACCACCGCGGCAUACCCAUGGCACUUGUUAAGCAGAUCACCAAGCAGGUCCUGCUCGGCCUUGACUACCUCCAUCGCGAGUGCGGCAUCAUCCACACCGACCUGAAGCCCGAAAACGUCCUCAUUGAGAUCGGCGACGUCGAACAGAUCGUAAAGAAGGUGGUCAAGAACGAGCCGGGGGAUAAGGAAAACAACCGCAACGGCCGCCGGAGACGGCGGACCCUCAUUACCGGCAGCCAGCCCCUGCCGUCUCCCCUCAACGCCACCUUCAACCAGAACAACCUCUUCCCAUCCUCGGGCUCCCAGCCCAGCCUCGCAGGAGUCCUUAACGAGGGCACCACCAGCACAAAGGAAUCAUCACCCAAGUCUGGCGACGAAUCGCAGAAGCAGCGCGAGAAGUCCGCCGACAUCCUCUCGCGCGAAGUAUCCGGCAUCUCGCUCGACAAGUCUAGUAGCUCCUCGGCCUCGACGGGUGACAAGCGCAAGGCUGAAGAUCCGCACGCCUUUGACGUUAUCAGCGUCAAGAUUGCCGAUCUUGGCAACGCGUGCUGGACGAACCAUCACUUUACAAACGACAUCCAGACGAGGCAGUAUCGGUCCCCCGAAGUCAUUCUCGGCUCCAAGUGGGGCGCCAGUACGGACGUCUGGAGCAUGGCCUGCAUGGUGUUUGAGCUCAUCACCGGCGACUACCUCUUCGACCCGCAGUCGGGCACAAAGUACGGCAAGGACGACGAUCACAUUGCCCAGAUCAUCGAGCUUCUCGGCCCGUUCCCCCGAUCGCUAUGCCUAAGCGGCAAGUGGAGCCAGGAGAUUUUCAACCGCAAGGGCGAGCUGCGUAACAUACACCGACUGCGACACUGGGCCCUGCCCGACGUCUUGCGAGAAAAAUACCACUUUAAGGAGGACGAGGCCAAGCGCAUCUCCACCUUUUUGACGCCGAUGCUCGAGCUGGUGCCGGAGAAGCGGGCCAACGCGGGAGGCAUGGCCGGGCACGGCUGGCUCGAGGACACGCCAGGCAUGAAGGGCUUGCGAAUCGAGGGCCUCGAAGUUGGCGGUCGGGGAGAGGGCAUCGACGGCUGGGCGACGGAAGUGAGGAAACGAUAAGGAGCCGGCACGCUCACGGACAAAGGCAACGGCCACACCGAGGGUCGAAACCUCGUCACCCUCGUUGCUGCGCUUGGCCUGUUGAUUGCCUGGGUAGGGGGCGGCUGGCGGGUGUUGUAGCAGCACGCGUCCUGGAGAGGGCUCAGAUACGUUGUGAGCGUCACUGGGACCAAGGAGGGCCCUGCGUUGCCUGGGACGCGCCCUCCCUCGGAUGUAGUUGUGGGCGAGGGAGGCUGCGCCCAAAGGGAGGGCUUCACGGCAGCUGCACAAGACGAAAGAAGAGGUGCUGUCACGACGACCGAUUCGACUUGACUUGACGUUGAAUGGAUGGAAUGGGCAUGGCAAACGGGAAUCGCAAGGACCAGAGAAGGAACCCAUAGGACGGACGGGACGGGAGAGGGUAUGAAUGAUAGAUAGACUUUGCACAUGACGUGUGUGUCUUUUUGUUACUCUUGUUUACCGGCGUGAUUGCGAGGGGGACCGUGUCGAAGUGAGUGUAGGUGUGUGAGUGAGUGAGUGA
Purpureocillium takamizusanense is the source of this 2056-nucleotide messenger RNA. RefSeq names its product Non-specific serine/threonine protein kinase (gene SKY1). The coding region runs from base 1 to 1536 and encodes 511 amino acids. The record is from RefSeq and is a predicted model, not a curated record. Lineage: Eukaryota; Fungi; Ascomycota; Sordariomycetes; Hypocreales; Ophiocordycipitaceae. The transcript is spliced from 4 exons. Gene Ontology annotation, biological process: protein phosphorylation; spliceosomal complex assembly; regulation of mRNA processing. Gene Ontology annotation, molecular function: ATP binding; protein kinase activity.